This is a messenger RNA of Wasmannia auropunctata (little fire ant), 390 nucleotides long. RefSeq lists its product as uncharacterized. Gene Ontology annotation, molecular function: nucleic acid binding; aspartic-type endopeptidase activity; zinc ion binding. The annotation marks the transcript as partial. NCBI's taxonomy places the organism in Eukaryota, Metazoa, Arthropoda, Insecta, Hymenoptera, Formicidae. The transcript has a single exon. Gene Ontology annotation, biological process: proteolysis. The record is from RefSeq and is a predicted model, not a curated record.
CACAAAUCAGCUGACUGUAAAGAUAAAAGCAAAGGUCGGAAAUGCUUUAAAUGUAACAAAUUCGGACACAUUUCUACAGAAUGCAAAGGAAAAAAUACAAAAGAAAAUGCUGGUACUUCUGUAAAUAAUGUGUUAAUACAACUGAAACGAAUGAGAAUAAUGGUGAACAUAAAUAAUAAAGAUGUCGAAGCUCUCGUCGAUACAGGAUCACAACCGAAUUUACUCAGGGAAGAUGUUUAUCAGGAUUUAGGGGAACCAGAACUCAAGAAGACUGAUCUUCGACUGCACGGUUUCGGACAAAGCUGUAUUUUACCAAGAGGAUACUUCACUGCUUAUCUUAGAAUUGACGGAGAUAACUUUGAAACCAAUUUCUAUGUAGUGUCACAGGAU